GUUGGGGUUUUCAGAGCUUUGAGCUGUCAAAUUAUCUCCUAAGUAUACAGAGACCUUUCACAGAAAAUCUUGCGGUGGCUCCCAGGACCCUACCAUGCUAUGGUUCUGGGUCUCUGGUCCUAGACUAGAGUAGUAGACAACUUGGGUUCCCCCCCCACACACACACACACAGAGAAAAGGGUUGAAGGGACCCACCCCGUGAUGUCACCCCCACCCCUCUGCGCACACGCGCGUGCGCGCAUACACACACGCACACGCACACACACCCUGUCCCCUUCCUCUACCCCCCAAGUUAAUUGCAUUUAGUUCACAAGGCUUGGGCUACGACUUGCAAGAGUUUAGGGGGCAACGAACAGAGUGCCCUUGGGGUAUCCUCGACCGACAGCCGCCCCGGCGCCUAGGACCUCCGGGCGGGGAUGCAGCUCGGGGUCUAGGAAAGCAUUUCCACCCCCUCCUCUCCUCAGGGUGUUCGGCCGGGGUUGGGUUUGAACUCACCACCCUCGGUAUAUGGGGCCAGCACCUUACUCACUGAGACACAGGCUUCCCAACCCCCUCAAGGUAUUUAUGGAUGGAUGAAAGGAGCAGGAAAUGACCUCCCACUCUGGGACCACUUUCUCUUUGGCCAUGGAGGAAGCCUUGUUGCCUCUGGCUGUGACGUCUGACCCCAGGCCCUUUAAUCAACAACUCCCAGAGCCUCCAGAACCGAGUUGUGUUUUGGAACCCCAGGACAAUCCUGAACUGGCACCUGCCCUGGUGUGUGCCCUUUGCUGCUGUUUUGGAAUCAUCUACUGCUGCUUCGGCUACCGCUGCUUCAAGGCAGUGAUGUUUCUCUCGGGCCUGCUGUCCGGAGCUCUGGUGAUCUUCCUGCUAUGCCACAAGGAGCGGGUGCUGGAGACACAGCUGAGCCUGGAGGUGAGCGCAGGCAUCGCGCUAGGCAUAGGAGUCCUCUGCGGCCUGGUCACCAUGCUGGUUCGAAGUGUUGGGCUCUUCCUGACUGGUCUCCUGUUAGGUCUGACUCUGGGUGCUGGGGUCCUCCUAGGUACUGAGCCCAUCUACCAACCACCUUCAGCCUGGGUGCCAGGAGGGGGGCUGGUGGGGCUGGCACUGCUGGGAGCCUUGCUUACGCUUCGGUGGCCACGUCCAUUCACAACUCUGGGCACAGCCCUGCUGGGUGCUGCAGUGCUGGUGGCCUGUGCUGACUACUUCCUGGAGGGACUAGCACUGGGCAGUCGGUUGGGCCAACGCCUUCAGGCACUUCCAGCCUUGCCUCCUCUCUGCUGGUAUAGCUGGGUCUUACUGGGGACCUGGCCAACCUUGGGGGCCCUUGGGGCUCUGGCCCAGUGGAAGCUCAUGGCUGAGGAACAUGGAAGCCACGACAAUGUGGUCUUGAGCCACCAACAGAGGCAUCUCCAACUCCUUCGGAUCCGUCAACAAGAGGCCAAGUGGCACCGGACCUCCUCUGGGAUGGGGCUUUGUGAGAGCAGCUGUCGGUGCCAGCCCCCCCACAAUGCCCGGAGCCCUGCUGACAGUCUGGCUCCAAGUUAUCUCCAAAGUCUUCGAGAGCACCAACUGGGACCAAGCCCCCAGGCCACAGCCCCUCACACCAUCCUGGACCUGGAUUCUAAUUGUGGUUCCACUGUACCCCUCACCACACCGUCUGGUUCUACCCAGACCUGAGCCUAAACCUCCACUUUUGCCCCACCACUAGUGAGGGCCUAAGAACGCUAGGUGGGCAAGGUUUGAGCCCACAGAAAUCCCACAGAACUUCCCCACCUCCUGGACUUGGGGAUAGGAUUUGUGCUGCAACCCAGACCAGCCCUAUAGGGAUAUGUUUCAUGGACAGAUAGAAGUCUUGUGAGGAAAGGGGAGGAAAACAAGUAUGAGUACCUACCUCUGUCCAAAAUAGAGGUGUGCUGGUGCCCCACAAAAAAUAACAUCCUAAUUCUCUCCAAAUCUAGGAGAGCACUUACCUAAAUAGCGUUUCUUUAUUUCUUUCCUUCUUUUUUUUGAGACAGAAUCUCACUCUUUGCCCAGACUAGAGUGCAAUGCAUCAUCUUAGCUCACAGUAACCUCUAACUCCUGGGCUCAAGUGUUUCUGGUGCCUUAGCCUCUAAAAUAGCUGGGUCUACAGGUGCACUGCCGUGCCUGGCUAAUUUCUCUAUUUUUUCUUUCUUUUUUUUUUUUUUUUGGUAGUUUUUGGCCGGGGCUAGGUUUGAACCCGCCACCUCCAGCAUAUGGGACCGGCGCCCUACUCCUUGAGCCACAGGCGCCGCCCUCUCUAUUUUUCUAGAGAUGGGGUCUUGCUCGUGUUCUCAAACUCCUGACCUCAAUCAAUCCUCCCACCUCAGCCUCCUAGAAUGCUAGGAUAACAGGCGUGAGGUACCAUACCCCACUUCAAAUAGCCUCUUAAAUACGCACAUCAGUAUGCUUCACAGUGGUAAAGUAAAGGGAGUUUUUUGUAGGAUCUGUAGAAAAUCAGGGAACCCCCAAAGCAUUUGAUAACUUUUUGAUGGGGAGAAGGGCACAGAGAAGCUCCAGAAAACCCCAACGCCCUCCUCAUUAAGACACAGUUGGGUUUCUGGUUGGCCUUUCCUCUGAACUCUGUAGAUUUGAGCCCUGUUCUCCUACCUCCAUUAGGAGCACUGCCCUCCAUGGUGCUUCCUCUUCUCUUCUUCUCAACCUGGGGAAGAGGACAGCACAGUGCCUGCCUUAGCACCUGGUUGCCCCAAACACUGGAUUCUUGUGCCAAGGAGAGAGCAUUGGCCCACAUGCCAGAGUCUUGCCUUUUGCCCAAAGGAGCCUAGUCUUCAGGGCUGCGUGGGAGACAAGUGCCUUCUCUGCCUCUCCAUGUGGGUGAUACUAAUUUCCUCCUUAACCAGAACUUGAUUCCAUCUGCUUAUCCAUUCUAACCCUUCCUCCCUCUGACUCUCCAGCCCAAGAUCUGUUCCCUGGUUCUCCAGACAGCAUAAAGACAUAUCCCUCUCCUAGGAAGCAAGGCUAUGGUGGGAGGGAGGAAGAGCAUGAGAGCAUAUGAAUAAAAUGGCACUGAAUCCUGAACCAGGAAGUCCA
Molecule: messenger RNA, 3069 nt
Organism: Nycticebus coucang (slow loris)
Lineage: Eukaryota; Metazoa; Chordata; Mammalia; Primates; Lorisidae
Product: transmembrane protein 198-like
Exons: 6
Coding region: 589-1677 (362 amino acids)
Cellular component (GO): plasma membrane; vesicle membrane
Source: RefSeq, a predicted model, not a curated record